GAUGGCUGCGGGACGAAGAGAGAGGUUGACUAAUCUCAGAUAGACAGGUUACGGCGGUGGACGAAGCGGAAAAUUAUCCUCGCCUAUAAUCUCACCACAUCUUGUAUUAUCCUGGAACGUUGUAACCAGCCAGUGAUUUUCAAUGAUAUUAGCCUGCAAGAAUACUUAUAUCGGAGUUUUGAUGAAGAAAGAAACUCAGAUGCAUCUUGGAUGGCCUGAGGGUGUGUGUGUGGUGGAGUCAAUGCCUCGGUAUGGAGUAUAGUACCUAUUGCAGACUGGAUGACUGGGAGUGCCAACAAGCCUCACAUGCUCACACACUGAUCACUGGCGUACAGUGACUGUUGCUGGAUUCCCUCCUUUCUGUGUUCUUCCCUUAUUAAUUUAUUCUGUCAGGACUCUCCAUCUCUUGUUUUUGGGUGUUUUUUGUGGCUACCCCCACCCCCUUUUCCCUCUUCUCUCCUCUCCUCCCUCUCUUCCCCCUUUAUACUUUCCGUCUUUCCUGUUGACCUCUUGAUUGAACUUUGAUCUGCCUGUGAGCUAAGAUGAGUUGGCUAAGUCGUUUAAAUCCAAGGGGUCAGGGCACUCGGACCAGUAGACAUGCAGCCCCGUCCAGCCCAUGCAUUGCUGACCCCGAGACUUGUCUCAUGGUGUUUGAGAACCACUGGAGACAGGUAUCAGGGGUGUUGAAACAGAGGGAGUCUUCAGUGGGUGGGAGCGCUGAUGAUCUCACAGCAGUUCGCAAUCACACAGAUCAAAUGCUGUGCCUGCUAGCUGAAGAGAGACCUGCAGGGGGAGAAGCAAUUGGUCCCAUUCUGGAGAUGGUGGUGGCAGAAAACAUAUUGGAAGCUCUGGUGCAGUGGCAUGUGCGCCGUGGCCUGGAUCCAGACAGCCAGCUGGAGCUGUUGAAGUUGUUUGAGAUGCUGAUUGGACAGUCCCAUCAGCCUCUGCUUCUGCACAGUGCAGUGUUGCAACCACUGCUAAGCCUACUGGGAGCUUGUGUGGACCCCCAGCUGGGCUGCCCUCCUGCCCUGGAGUCCAGCCUCGUAUUGCUGCUAAAUCAGGUUUGUGUGUCCAUGGCGAAGCAGACUGCAGUUUUGGAGUCGUUAUUUAGGUGUGGGUCGGUACAGCAGGGUCCCACUAACUUACUGAUCUUCUCCCUGUUGGUACCGUUUAUUCAUCGAGACGGAGCUCUGGGGCAGCAGGCCCGUGACGCACUUCUCCUUGUCAUGGCAACAUCUGCCAACAACCACGCUGUCGCACGCCACAUUGCAGAGAACUCCUACUUCUGCCCAGUGUUGGCGACAGGGCUGAGUGGGCUGUAUUCAUCCCUGCCAAGGAAGAUUGACGUACGGGGCGACGACUGGCAUGCUCUGCGUAGGGAGGACUGGAUUGGUGUGUUUUCACUAGUGCUGUUCAUGAACAGUCUUGAAUUUUGCAAUGCUGUAGUACAGGUAGCACACCCUCUUGUUCGCUGCCAACUCCUUGACUACCUCCACAACGGCUUCCUGGUGCCAGUCAUGGGCCCUGCUCUGCACAAGGUGAACCUCAUUGAACUGGGGCACCACACUAAUUCGUCGGUGGAUGAGAUGAUAGCAAGCACAGCAUAUCUGGACUUGUUUCUACGCUGUAUCACAGAAACUUCCCUUCUGAAGACCUUCCUGCGCUUCAUUCUGUUGCAUCGCCAUGACAACAACACAAUCCUUGACACACUACUUGCGCGCAUCAGCAGCAAUUCACGGCUAUGCAUGGUCUCUCUCAGUCUGUUCAAAACAUUGCUCAGCCUCAACUGUGAAGACCUCAUGCUCCAGCUUGUACUCAGGUAUCUGUUGCCAUGUACACAUGUAAUGCUGAGUCAGCGGAGGGCAGUUAGAGAAACGGACCUCUAUGGCAAAUCAGCUGACAAGUUCCUUUCCCUCAUACCAGAAUGCUGCCGAAUCACUGCAACGCCCUCUAGUGAGCGGGAUGAUGAACCUGCCUUUUGGGGCAAGGUGUUGGGUAGUCCCACUACAGAGUCACCAGUUCACCCCAGACCCAGCACUCCAUCCCGCCUAGCUCUCUUUAUUCGACAGCAAAGCUCAGGAGGCCCAGCCAACACCACCUCAUCUGGCUCAGAUAACACCCCAUCUUCUCCUCGCGGUAGUAUUUCUUCCCCUCUGUCUCCUGACAGCCCCAUGCACCAAUUUCCAGACACUUCAGAAGGGGAGACUGGCUACCUAGAAUAUCUGCAUGAUGCUCGGAGAGGCAUUGAGCUCUGCUCCUGGGCCUGUCGAGACUGGUCAGCUCCUUAUGACGGAGAAAAUCCCUCUCCAAACUCUGCUCCGCCGCCACCUCCCCCUCCUAAGUCCAACCCCACCCUCAAUAUGGUACAAGAGCAUUUCUCCCUAACAGACGCCACCCAGAAGAGGACAGCAGUGGUGGCUGCAGCACGUGCUGAAUGGAGUAGCUCAGAACGAGAUAGUGGAGAGUGGGAUGUUACCAUCAGCAAAAACUGCAUCAGCCUCACACCCCGCAGCAAGAAACGCACCCUUCUCCCCAGCACUAUACCCCUACAGUCUUCAUUAACUUCUUUAUCAGCCUCUACAGAGAAAACACGUGCUGUGGAAACUGUAUCCCAGCACUUUCUUUCUGCACCUCAUCCAGCGCUCUAUAAUGGGACAGGGCAGGUUGAGUUUGCAGACACUGUGGAUGAGAGAAUGGAGGUUAAGAAGGUGAAGAGAGACUCUGAUGUAAAUAGUGGAGUGGUAGAAUCAGGGCAGAACAGAUCGGUGGUUAUGGGCCCAAUUGACUCCAAUCUUCCCUACAGUGAUUUCCAUGUAGGAUCGGCACGGAAAUCCUCUCAGGUGCAAUUGAACCCAGGCCUGCAACCGCAAACAACCCUGCCCUCCUCUUCUCAAGAGUGUUUACAAAAUGAUGGCCAGAGAUCAUCAUCUGUUCCUGGCUUGACAGAGACCUCCUCAGUGGCCAGUGACAGCAGGGGCCAGGAGUCUGUUGAGAGUCUAAUUGAGGAGUUGCUGGAGCGGGCACCAUCAGAGCCAUUGUCUGGUGAUUCAAAAUGUCAGGGCAUCAGCAUUGAGGCUUUCCAUCAGGAGCUGAGGGAGCUAGAGGAACACGUAAGAGAGAGGAGGGUUCUUUCACACAGCUUAGAAGAGUCCAGUCGGGACUUCCGCCCUGCUGCUCCCAGCCUGACAGAUGAAGACUGUCUUCCAUUGGAGAUCGAGCAGCGGUCCAGUGAGCCCAAGCCUGACAGCUUUACCACUGGGGUAUUUAGCCCUGCUCGACCACUUGGACAACCUCUUGCUCAACCAUACACAGGUCCAUUUAUAACUGUCCUGUUCAGUAAACUGGAGAAUAUGAUGCAGAACUCCCUGUAUGUGAACAUUUUACUGACGGGCGUUGUGUUCCAGCUGGCCUGUUACCCUCAGCCUCUCCUCCGGUCUUUCCUCCUCAACAACAACAUGGUGUUUCAACCCAGCGUUAAGUCACUUAUACAGGUGCUGGGAUCAGUAAAAAAUCGCAUUGAGGUGUUUGCAGCGGCACAUGAGGAUUUCCCUUCCAUGUUUAGAAAAGCUCGCCAUUUUCUGGUUGCAAGAGGAAAGAUAGACUGGACAGAUUCACCCAUGGGAGUGCCCAACCUCCGUCGAUCAGACUCAUUAAUUAAAAGCCGUAAGACAUCUCUGGGUGAUCUUAUCUUGAGGCACACCAACAGUCCUACAAGAGCUCGCCAUGCAGCUCAGUUGGCCCUGGCCCAUGUGAGGGAUGGAGGGCAGUCUCUGCACAGUGCUUUGUUCCGGGGUGGCACGAGUGGUGGCACCUCUGGCCUAGAGAAGCAGGCAGAAGCACUAAGGGUGAAAAAUGCAGUCUACUGUGCUGUCAUUUUCUCUGAAUUUCUCAAAGAGCUGGCAGCUCUUGCACAGGAGCAUGCAGUAGCCCUGCCCUUCCCACCUAGUCAAGGCACUGAGGAAUAACUAAUACAAGACCAGAUGUUUCCUCUAUACCUGCCUUAUCCAAUGUUCCAUGCACUGAGCUGUAGACUAAAACACUGAGAUUUUUCAAACAUCUUUUUUUCUUUUUUUUUUUUUCAAAGACAUGUAGGCUUACAAGGGACAUUCAUGCACUCAAAGAGAAGGGAGAAAUCAAAAGGGGAGAGAAGUCAUCACUUGUUAAUCUCAUGUUCAUAAUGUAAUUUUGUUAUUGUACAGGACCAUUUAUCCAUAAACUUUAAGGAAAUUGUGCAUACAAAUAUUGUAUAUAGUCUAUAUAAAAUAUCAGUGUAUAAUGAUUUUGUACUCUCAGAGAGACUUGCAUCCUUUAAGCUGGAGGAAUGUGGCAGUUAAUUUGCACUCCCUACAUUUCUAUGUCAUUUCAGAGACUAUCUUAAGUAGACUCACUACACACAGUUCUUUUACAUUUUUAUGGGUGUGGAAGUGCCAUUUACCUUUUUAGCAAUGUUUGAAAGUUAUUUUGUCUUUUAUAGAAAAAUUGGUCUGUAAGAUCACACCAAAAUAGUUGGCAAAGAAUCACUGUCAGACAUCUACUGCUUGUAGUUUACUAAUCACAUGCUGGGCAACAAGUCCUCAGCUCCUCUGUGAAGAUCCAACAAGUGUACAGGUGAAAAACUGCAGAUUUUUCAAUCUCUAGCACACAUCCUUUUCUCCAGCUAGAGUAGUUGGGGAGAAUAUUCAAAAGGAUUUCCCUAGCCUCCUCCCUAAAAAAGCAAAAAAAAAAAAAAAAACCAUUACCAUUGAUGGACAGUUUUUAUUUUAGUUGAGUUUCUUUGUUGUUCCAGCUCAUUAUAUAUCAUGGUCUGGUGUAAGUGUGUUGGCCAUGUUAGGAAAAAUUAUAAUAAUGCUACGUUCACCCAGCAUGGCAUUUGAGAUCCUCUUCAGUUUCAGGAAAGAGUUUCAUUAGCCUGCCAACAAAGGUCUCCUCCAAUAUUGGAUGUUAGUGUUGUGAUCUCUUCACUCUUGGCUUCUGACUGGGUGCUAACGUUUUAAAUUUGUGACUGGUCUGCACAAAGUAAAGUUUGGAUAAUAAUUACCUGUCCCAUAAAGGAGUAAGCCAAGUUGUGUGAAGCCAUUAUAUAAGCCAUCUUAGUAUUAGAACAUAGUGUUUUUUUUUAUUUACUUUUCAAUUCUUAAUUUGCUUGUGGUAUCGAGUACGAGUGAGAUCGGCCAUUAUGUGUGCAUAGUGAACAACAGCCACAGUUUUAUUUUUAUGUUGAUUUUAAGUUGUGUAUUGCCAAAACACUCUUAACACUUCAAUGUUCAGAAUGUUUUUUUUUGUUUUUUUUGGUGCAUAUUACAGAAUUGUUUUCCCCAAUUUUUGAAAGUGCAAAAUUAAGAAACAUUUGAAGAAUAUUGAUUGGAAUGCUAUUUUGAAAUCAUCCAUCCAGGAUCUCUUGGAAGUCAUAUGCUUAUUACCUAACUCAAUUGUUGUUAGUUUCAAGCAGUGUUUUUUGCUGCUUCAGUUGUUUUAAGUUCAGUGAUUUUGUUGAAUCAAAUAUUAUUUCAAUGGGUAAAAAAAUAUAAAAGCAGACAUUUCAAGUGGAAGUCGAAUAGUAUUUUUUUUCCUGGUUUCCUCUAGCUGCUAAUUCAUCAAUCCAUCCAUAUUUAUUUUUUAUUUUUUAUUUUUUAUUUUUUUACUUAUUUACCCAUCCAUCCCUGUCCUUCGGUCUGCGCAGGAAUCUAGUUUUGAUGGUUCUCUGCUCUUGUUAGUUAAUGCCUGCGAUGUUUAGCACUUAAAUUCCAUUGAGAGACAAUGUUAGUGUGAGGGGUGAAAGUCCCAUUUAAAUUUGGCUUCCCUGAAACAUGUUAAGAAUGCACUCUAUUAUGAGUGAAUAGGUAAAGAGCGCGAGAUUGAAUGUUACAACGGUACAUAUAUAUAAAGGCUAAUUUAUACUUACUGUGUGAAUAGACUUCGCUUUAUUCGCCUACAAAUGAUGAAAAAAUGCAGUGACGUUUUUGUUCUGCCAAGGUGUUCGUUUGGUGAGAUUUCUCCUGUUCGUGCACAUCUCUGAAAUUCUUGACCCAAGAGAACUUGGCUGGUGUGACGCUUUUUGUUUACAAUUGCGCUUGCCAGCUGAGGAGUUGUUACCUAGGUUACUGUCAUUAAAAUGGUUUACUUUGAAACCCAUCUCUCAGAUAUUGUGUGGAAAGAUACUAUUUUCACAUGAUUUGCAACAAACUCUACGAAGAUUGCAUGGCCACAACAAAUGAGUGGAGAGAGAUUUUAGUUUUUAAAAGUGAAAGGGGCCGUGACAAGUUUAAUAAAGCCGCGGCAGUCCACGGAGAGAAAAACCUGCAUUAUUGGCUUUACUUGUGGCUGGAACAGUUCGUUACACACCGUGACAUCACCCUAAACGAACUCAUUUUAAAAUGAUGUUGUACGUAGUAUAAACAGCGGCUUCGUUCGCCUAGGGUGCUUUAGUUCGUCCAGGAGAAAAAAGUUCGGCUUCUUCCAAAGUAUAAACCAGGCUUUAGUGUUCAAUCAUCUCAUGGAGACUGCGGGGAUAAUGCUGUUCUUUUUUAUUUCUAAAUUAGAAAUCAAAUAUACACUUUGUUCUGAGUUUGUCAUAAGAUACCAAUGCACAAAACAUAUCCGUUGUUUUGAAGGUGUUAUUGUAUGUCUGAUUCGGUGCAGAUAGCAUGUUUUCUUUUUAUACAUACUUGAUUUAAGUGUUUUAUAUGAUUUUGAAAAAUCAAAAGCUCAUUGAUUGUGUAUGCCUGUUAUAGGAAAGUGAUUGCUUGAAGCAUCAGUAUGCAUUGAUGUGCUUUUCCCCAUUUGUUUGUUUGUUAGAAUGGAAUUUUAAUGUUGAAAAGGACUUGCGGCUUGUUAUCUAUGCAAACUGGUUUCUGUUCUUGUGGAAAAGUAAAGAUGGUUUAACUUGGGCAAUAUUCACAACUAAAUCGCAAUCUGGGACAGCACUUCAACAGUCUUCUAAUCCCUUCAAUAAUCUGCUGGACUGUAUAGAAGCUCAUGCAAAAUGAUGAAUGUUAUCAAAAAUAUUUUCUAUAUUUAAAAUGGACAAGAAAUGUGGAACUGAAUGGAAAAUUGAAUCAACAGUUAAACUUUCAAAAAGAAACAAUCUAUAAGGGAAUGUUUUUAUUAAUUUAUAAAUGUUUUACCUGGCAAAACCUCUGGCUUCUUAGUCUUU
This is a messenger RNA of Myxocyprinus asiaticus (Chinese sucker), 7153 nucleotides long. RefSeq names its product FHF complex subunit HOOK interacting protein 1B (gene fhip1b). Gene Ontology annotation, biological process: endosome to lysosome transport; lysosome organization; endosome organization. The transcript is spliced from 14 exons. Bases 543 to 3965 code for a protein of 1140 amino acids. NCBI's taxonomy places the organism in Eukaryota, Metazoa, Chordata, Actinopteri, Cypriniformes, Catostomidae. Gene Ontology annotation, cellular component: FHF complex. The record is from RefSeq and is a predicted model, not a curated record.